AUGGCUAGCGCAGCAGCGACAGGUUCCUCAACCAAGGAGACUACGAACUACGCUCGCUUGUGUCGUCUGCUGGUUGAUAUUGGUACCCAGGCCCUCAGGGACACAUUUGAUACCAUCCAUCCACCAGCAAAUCUUCACACAAUUUUGACGGCCAAUAAAACCACCUUACAGUCUUUAAGAACAAGAAAGGUUAUAAACGCGACGCAAUGGGGAAUGCUUUUUCCAGCCAUCCCUACUUCAGUUUCAUCGGCCCAUUUUGACAUCACACUUUUAAUGGUUCUGCUGCGAAACAUAUGCGGCUUACCUUCUCCCGCUGCGGGCUGGGAUACACUUUCUGCUGCAACAGAUGUGAGUCGUGAAGCUGAUAUCACUCGUGUUAAAUAUUACAGAAACUUUGUGUACGGUCAUGCCGAGUGUGCUUCAGUUGACGACUCAAUGUUCAACAUAUAUUGGGGUGACAUACGGGACACUCUGGUGAGGCUUGGAGGGGAAAAGUACAGAGCAUAUAUUGACAAACUUGAAACUGAGUGCAUGGACCCUGAAGUUGAAGAACACUGUAAAGAACUUCUCAGCCAGUGGAAGAAGGAUGAAGAAAACGUCAAAGAUAAACUAGAUGAAGUCAUCAAAAAGCUGGAUGAUUUGAAAACAUCAAGUUUGCCUCGAAAGAAGGAAUCUGCAAUCGAAGGUGAGUCCACUGUGCUGGAGGGGCUGUUGGAGAACUCUGCGAUGUGUAGAGAAAAAGGCCAUGAGACUGAACCUCUGGAUCGCUAUUGUAACAACUGUAAAGUUUCCAUUUGCGACAGGUGUGGAGAGACUCGUCACACUCAUCACACCAAAGUUAACAUCCAACAGGCUACUGAGGAAGAGAAACUGAUGUUGGAAGAGACUGUAGAACAAGUGAAAAUGCAAAUUGUUGACCUUGAGAUGCAAAUGAAAACAACGACAGAACUUUUGACAGUAAGUAAGGAAAAAAUCGCCAAAGCUCGUAAGAAUGUUUGGACGACUAUUGAAGAACUCAUUCGUGUAUUAAAGGAGCAUGAAAGGACCAUGUUGACCAAGUUAGACGUUAUUGAAAAAGCACAACAGAGAGAUCAUUCAACUCAAUUAGAACACUUGCAGGCAUCUGUGAACGAGUUGAAAAGUUAUGUGAAGAAUUGCGAGGAAGUCCUCCGGAAAAACGUCAGCGUCGAAAUUCUACAGGCACAUCAGGCUGAAAUUGAAAAGUGUAAAGGUGUUGUAAAAGUAGCGAAAAAGGAGAUUUAUAAGCCAUGCCACCUUCGCUAUCAGACAGAUGAGGAGUACCAUAAGAGGUUGACAGGCUCUGCUCCUGGUAAAGUCCUUGUUAGUAAAACCGAUCCCUUAAGAUCAUUUUUAGAUUGGUAUGACUCGAGAAUAACUGAGGCCGGAAAAUCGAAGAGGUUUGACAUCAUAACAAUGGAUUCAGAUGGGGAAAAGUGCUUCCAGGAAAUCGAUGAGAUCAAAGUAACAGUUCAUAGUCCAACGGGAAUGGAACUCGACCUCAAGUCAGAUCUCCGGUCAUGUUGGAAUUAUGGUUUCAUACCACUCUGUGACGGAGAACAUGAGAUCACAGUUUCAGUCAACGAUCAACCGCUUCCUGAUACUCCCUGGAGGCUUCAUGUGGUUCCAUACCGGUAUCAGUUCUCCGAAAAAUUCCAGCCACGUAGAAAAGCUUCGCAAUUCAAAGAACCCUGUGCUGUUGCAAUAGACACUAAGACAGGGAAUUGGGUAGUAGUUGAUCGAAAGAAAAAAAGGGCGCAAAUUUUUGAGUCUUUUGAGCACGAUCCUAAAGAACUUGGUCAGUGUGAAGCAGUGCUGACAGAGCCCACCUCAGUUGCAUUCACUCAAUCUGGUGAUGUCAUGGUCAUUUCCACCGGUGCCAUGAUUUGUUUUACUGCUAGUGGCAAAUUUAUUGCGCAGAUCAACAACAAACACUUGAAAGUCCCAUUCUCACUGACUGUUGCAUGUGAUGGCCGCAUGGUAGUGUGCGACUCAGGUGACAGGUCCGUCAAGGUCCUUUCCCCUGAUGGGACAGAAUUAUUACAGUCCUUCAGUGCUCCAGACUGUGACGACUCUCCAUGGGAGGCUGUUUGUCACCAAGACAUGUUCUUCGUGUCUUAUCCCGAAGCUGGUUGCAUUAAAAAAUUUAACAAUGUCGGGGACUUUCUUUAUGAUAUUGGCGAUGAAAAAUCAGGUAAAAAACAAUUGAGUAAACCUCGUGGACUUGAUGUCGACGCCUUUGGCAAUUUGAUUGUUUGUGAUGCAGAAAACAAGACUUUGAACUUUUUCAAACUGGAGGGCAAGUUUUUAAAGAGGAUUCAGAACAACCUGCUCGACUGCCCUUGGUCUAUUGCUGUCAGCCCAAGCACUCUAUUGCCACAGCUUAUCAUAGCUGAUCCGGUCAAAAAAAGCGUCAUAGCCGUUUGGUAA
Messenger RNA from Pocillopora verrucosa, 2448 nucleotides. NCBI's taxonomy places the organism in Eukaryota, Metazoa, Cnidaria, Anthozoa, Scleractinia, Pocilloporidae. The record is from RefSeq and is a predicted model, not a curated record.